Dujonia railenensis is the source of this 2658-nucleotide messenger RNA. The record is from the annotation of a GenBank genome assembly. Lineage: Eukaryota; Fungi; Ascomycota; Pichiomycetes; Serinales; Debaryomycetaceae.
AUGAAGUUACUCUACUUUUGGACGCUAAUUCUGCUUUGUACAAUUGGCAAGUUUGCAUCCGCAUCGAGUGGUUGCUUACCACCUGAGGCCAAAAUUGUUGAAGUAGGUUUCAAUGUAUCGUUUUAUACAUAUCCUUAUAAGGAUGCUACGCUUAUGGUUGACUUGGACUUCAUGGCAGGUGGUUUCAAAUCUGAAGAAACAUAUACUGGAGGAAUUCUGGGAGUGACCGAUAUCAACUUCAGUUUUCAAACAUCAGCCACUUUCCCUUCAACAGGGGACGUAUAUACCGAUCUUUAUGGUGUAACAACAAAUGUCCAAAACUUUAUGAUGCAACUCGAAGGUUACUUUUAUGCUGAUGUUGCCGGAGAUUAUACUUUUAACUUAAAUACCAUCGAUGAUUCCUUAAUGCUUAAAUUUGGAGCGGAUGAGGCUUUUACAUGUUGUAUAACAGGUGAGCAAGAUACAUCCUCUAGCUACACAUUGUUUGCUGCGUGGAACUCGGCAGCUGGAGCAGGUACCACCACUGAAACCUACACUCUCGCUGUCGGUUACUAUCCAAUUGUCAUGAACUACUGUAAUAAACAAAUUCCAGCUAGUUUAGACUUUAGUAUCACGAAACCAGAUGGUACCAUAAUAACAGAUUUCUCAAAUAUAUUGCAGUUUGAAGAUUUAACAACUAGUUGUCCAGCCACAGUUACUACUACUAUUGAAUGGACUGGAACUACCACUGCAACUACAACUAUCUCAGGUGGUGAUUUGUCAACAGAGACCGUUGAAGUCUUGACUCCUGAGCACGUAACCACCGUUACUUCUCAAUGGGAUAACACGGGAACGUCAACAUUGACAAUUAUUCCAGCAGCAACCGACGGAACUACUACGAUUAUAGUAGAGAUACCAACACCCGUUACAACAAUAACUAGUACAUGGACUGGCACGGAUACUGAGACUACUACCAUACCUGCCGCAGAAGGCGGUACUGCUACUGUUAUUAUUGAGGUGCCAACUCCUACUACUACUAUUACCAGUACAUGGACCGGUACUGAUAUUGAGACCACUACCAUACCUGCCGCAGAAGGCGGUACUGCCACUGUUAUCAUUGAAGUGCCAACUUCUACUACUACUGUAACUAGUACAUGGACCGGUACCGACAUUGAGACUUAUACAGUCACUGCCUCUAAUGGCGGCACUGACACUGUGGUAGUCGAAGUACCCACUCCAACUACCACUGUCACCAGCACAUGGACCGGCUCCGACACUGAGACCUAUACUAUUACCGCCUCUAAUGGAGGUACAAAUUCGGUUGUGAUCGAAGUACCAACUCCAACGGUAACCACCACUUCCACCUGGACUGGGUCCGACACCGAGACAUAUACUAUUACUGCGUCUGACGGAGGUACAGAUACUGUUGUGAUCGAAGUACCAACUCCAACGGUAACCACUACCUCAACUUGGACUGGCUCACAUAAGGAGACGUAUACAAUCACUGCCUCUAAUGGUGGCACCGAUACUGUUGUGAUCGAAGUGCCAACUCCAACGGUAACUACGACAUCAACUUGGACUGGAACCGAUACCGAGACUUAUACUAUUACUGCGCCUGAAGGCGGAAAUGAUACAGUCGUUGUUGAAGUACCUACACCGACCACCACGGUGACUAGUACCUGGACCGGCUCUGAUACCGAGACGUAUACUAUUACCGCAUCGGACGGUGGAACUGAUACUGUCGUGAUCGAUGUUCCUACCCCUACCACUACGGUUACUAGUACAUGGACCGGCUCUGAUACCGAGACGUACACUAUCACCGCAUCGGAUGGUGGAAUCGAUACAGUUGUUGUUGAAGUACCUACCCCUACCACUACAGUGACUAGUACAUGGACUGGCUCUGAUACCGAGACGUACACUAUCACCGCAUCGGACGGUGGAAUCGAUACUGUCGUAGUGGAAGUGCCAACUCCAACUGUAACUACGACAUCAACUUGGACUGGCUCUGAUACCGAGACGUAUACUAUCACCGCAUCAGAUGGUGGAAUCGAUACUGUCGUAGUGGAAGUACCUACUCCUACCACUACACUGACUAGUACAUGGACCGGCUCUGAUACCGAGACGUAUACUAUUACCGCAUCGGACGGUGGAACUGAUACUGUCGUGAUCGAUGUUCCUACCCCUACCACUACGGUUACUAGUACAUGGACCGGCUCUGAUACCGAGACGUACACUAUCACCGCAUCGGAUGGUGGAAUCGAUACAGUUGUUGUUGAAGUACCUACUCCUACUACUACGGUGACUAGUACAUGGACGGGUUCUGAUACCGAAACGUACACUAUCACCGCAUCGGAUGGUGGAAUCGAUACAGUUGUCGUCGAAGUACCUACCCCUACCACUACAGUGACUAGUACAUGGGCCGGCUCCGAUACCGAGACGUAUACUAUUACCGCAUCGGACGGUGGAACUGAUACUGUCGUGAUCGAUGUUCCUACCCCUACCACUACGGUUACUAGUACAUGGACCGGCUCUGAUACCGAGACGUACACUAUCACCGCAUCGGAUGGUGGAAUCGAUACAGUUGUUGUUGAAGUACCUACUCCUACUACUACGGUGACUAGUACAUGGACGGGUUCUGAUACCGAAACGUACACUAUCACCGCAUCGGAUGGUGGAAUC